This is a messenger RNA of Didymodactylos carnosus, 1515 nucleotides long. The record is from the annotation of a GenBank genome assembly. Lineage: Eukaryota; Metazoa; Rotifera; Eurotatoria; Philodinida; Philodinidae.
UGCCUAGCCUAUUGUACUGUAUAAAGUAUAAAAUUACAUAUAGGGUGUCCAGUAAAUCACGAAACAACAAAGAAACUUUUUUUUAUUUAUAACUUUAUGCUUGCAUUAUUAAAUAAUCUUAUGUGACAAAAUGUAAUGCACCGCGAUAUUUUUUUAAUCAUGACGAGAACGAAACAAGCUGAAAAUGUGGGAACAUGAAACUACAAACUUUUCUUGUCUAUGUAUUGAUCAAGCUGGCUAGUUUUUAGUGUAGACUCUUAGUGUAGGACAAGAAGCUGUCAAAAAAAACUCCUCAGGCGACUACAAGUUCCAAUUUAGCGCAUCGGUGACGGCGACAUCGUCAUGACGAUCUGCGAAAGACCGAACUUUCUGGCUCAUUCCGUUGAGAAUUGAUAAACAUUUUAUGAGAGCUUUGAAAAUGCACAGCUGGUGAUUUUAAACUCUAUCGAGUUCGGGGUAUUUACAUGAGCGAAGUCCAAUGGCAGCAUUAGUUUUUAGUUUCAAUAUGACUAUUAGUUGCUAGGUAAAGAUUUUUCUGUCUCAGUCUAACCAAGGCUUCCAGUGUAUGAUAAGGUAUUUUCGAGAUUUGUUCAUCUCUUGUCGGUUUAUUUCAGAACUAAAGACUAGUUCUGCCAUUCGGCUCUGCUCAGUUAAAUGGCCUAAACUUUGAUAGAGUUGAAAAUGACCAGUUGACCAGUUUCAAUUUCGUAGAGUUUUAUAUCCCUACACUUCUGUUUCCAGUGGUGAAAACCGCAGAUUUCGUGAAUGUUUUGCUUUGGAAAUAAUUCAAAAAUAUCGGUGUAUACUUAGUCGACGGCUUAUAUGAUAUGGCUGAUUUGCAUUAUAACUUGUUCAUGUAAAGCGAAAAUAUAAUAUUUUUCUUAAAUUGACUGAAGUUUUUCACUAAACCGACCAGACAGUUUAAAAAAAACAAGUUCCGACUUUUAUUAUUGUGAAUAAUUUUAUUUAGAUCAACCCGGUGAACAGGAAUAUUUUUCGAAUAUAGAUGUGAUAGAAGGUGAUGAAAUAAUGAAUAUAGAUGAUGAUCAAUUGUUAAAUAUUGAAGCAAAUGAAAAAGAUAAUGGUGAUGAAGAUUUUAUUGAUUAUAUGAUCAACAACAGUUUGAUUACUGACAACUGGAAUUUGGAUAUAUCCAGUAAUGAUGAUGCUGAACUAAUAGAUAAAAAGGAAAUUUAUAUUUUGAUGAAAAAAUGUCGUUCAUUCAUUAGUAUGAUUAAUAAGUCAAGUAUAUUAAAAGGCUAUUUUGAUCAAUUACGUGCUACGUUAGAUAAAAAACGUAGUCUAGCUGAUGACUGCGAAACUAGAUGGAAUAGUACUUUUUAUCUUAUCGAUUCGUUUAUUGAUUUGAAAAUUUUAAUAGUAAAAUUUUUUCGUGAUAAAAAUCUAAUGGAUGUACGACGUGCUUUAAUUAACAAAAUGAUUUCUAUUGAGUUACAGCACGAUGAUUGGGUACUUCUAGCCAACAUUCAUAUGGUUCUGAAACCGUUUGAUUGA